UAACAUAAAUAAAAUCUGUAUCAACAUGGUCUCUCUUUUAGUUAAUUGCACACUUAUAUUAAUAUUUUAUGCAAAACUGCUUCAAAACUAGAAUGUAUGAACUAUGUUUUCACUUAAAUAAAUUUAUUAAUAAUUCAGGUGCAGCCUGAAAUCAGUAGAUUCACAUCAUUACUUUCGUGUCAAACUAAAUAUAAUUUCACUUUUUAAAUGUUUGAAAUAACCAAUACUAAAAUUUAAUAACUUGUGCUUCAAAACAAUUAUUUAAUUUAGUUAAUAUUCUUACCUCUAAGAUGAAUAAUUUUUUGGAAAUGAAUAAUAAUUGGAAAUGAAAUUUUGUUCUUAUUUUUGUGUAAAAAUGCUAUUUGCAACUUUGAAGUCAUCCAAUGUUUAGUUUAUUUAGACUAACAUUUUAACUACGGUAUUGAAAUGUGGAACCAAAAUAUGGUCCAUUGCCCAGUAUCCCACAUCAACGGGUAUUUGCGAGGGGUGUGAUGAUUCUCGCCACACUUGCUGUUGUGUAUUUCACGUCCAAGUCCGACAAAGAGACAAUGCUCGCCAGACAGAAGGAACAGGUUCAGGGCCGUGGACAUAAUGUCGAUUGUUCUCCCGACUACUUAAAGGAUCUGAAUGCAUUUCCAGGAUGUGUGCCCGAGAAGUGUGGCCGAUAUGUGUCAGACCGCCUCGUCACAGAGGUGGAGGCGGACCUCCUGCUGGACAUUGGCCGACGGGGCCUGGCUCUAGGCAGUGCGGAGGGCGGAGCCGCCAUAUUAGAUCUCCACUCCGGUGCACUCUCAAAAGGCAAACACUUUGUCAACAUUUACUCGCUCAACAACACUGAUCAGCUGUUCUCUGUACAGGACUUUGCAACUUACAGAGUGGUGAGAACAAAGAUACAACACGCUGUGGCUCACCAUUUCGGCAUUGCUGCAGACUCCAUGUUCCUCACACAUCCGACGUUCUUCUCUCGCCUGACCGACAAGCCAGCUGUCACUGUCCAUGACGAGUACUGGCACCCUCAUGUGGACAAGGAUACAUACGAGUCUUUUCACUACACUUCGUUGCUAUACUUGAGUCACCAUGGAUUGGAGUUUGAGGGUGGACGUUUCGUCUUCUUGGAACCGGACAACUCCACAGUGAUUAUUGAGCCCAGGAAAGGUCGGGUGUCCAUGUUCACGUCUGGGAAGGAGAACUUGCACUACAUUGAGCCUAUCACGUCUGGAGUUCGCUACGCUCUGACAGUCUCCUUCACUUGUGAUAAGAAGUUUGCUAUUAGUGACCCCACCGUGCCUGUGACCAGCUGAUGAAAGGCCAGCUGAUUUCCCAUGUUCCUCUCGUGAUCUUUGUAUUUUUACCAGCUUAUUUUAAGCCAUAAUUUUGUAAAGACUGAUUUUUGUUAACUGAUAGAAUCUUAGCGUUCUUGCAUUAUUUAGGUUGUUGUAAAUUUCGCACAUUUCAGAUUUUCUAAAUGACGAUCUGAAGCCUGAGACUCUGGUGUUCUAUAUUACAAGUUUCAUGAUUUGAAGUUUUCAUGAGUUCUAACGCAACAUUAAGGUGUUGUACACUUAAAAUUUCAUAAUAAAUAAAUGUUAAAUAUUAUUUUGUUGAGGAUAAUAAAGCAAUAUUGAUAAAACAAAAUAACUGGCUGUUUUAAUUAGUUUACUUAUUAUGUUUCAAAAUUGAGCCGUUAUCAAUAAAUAAUAUUUGUCUGAAACAUUUAACUUUAAAAAGUCUCUAAAUUUUGAGUUUUAUCUGUGAUAUUUUUAUGCUGUUUAGAAGUUUAAUUGGUGUUAAAAUUAAAUCGUUUUUAGUUUUCCGCUAUCGUUCAUCAUUGACUUGCACUUUACAGCACUACAUUCCAGUAGCUUUAAUAGUUUGUGAUUAAUAGGUUUGUAAUAGGAUACAAAGUUUGCUGUCGGAAUAAGUUUCCUUGCCUAAUUUGUUUGAUUAAUCCUAUUUAAAGUGUGUGUGUUGGAAAUAAAAAAUUAUCAAAGCUGUUUAAAA
Homalodisca vitripennis (glassy-winged sharpshooter) is the source of this 2001-nucleotide messenger RNA. Its product is annotated as 2-oxoglutarate and iron-dependent oxygenase domain-containing protein 3-like. The record is from RefSeq and is a predicted model, not a curated record. Bases 492 to 1301 code for a protein of 269 amino acids. The transcript is spliced from 6 exons. Gene Ontology annotation, cellular component: membrane. NCBI's taxonomy places the organism in Eukaryota, Metazoa, Arthropoda, Insecta, Hemiptera, Cicadellidae. Gene Ontology annotation, molecular function: oxidoreductase activity, acting on paired donors, with incorporation or reduction of molecular oxygen; iron ion binding; L-ascorbic acid binding.